CGAAAGGGGAGGUUCGCGUUUUCUGCAGCGAGCGCACGACUCCGCCAGAGCGUGGAUCUGGAUGUCGGCGUACCUGCAGUGCUAUUAUUUGAAUUUGAUAUGAAUUUGUUUGCUUAUCGUUAUUUUGUAUUCUAACAGAACAACCUAUAAAUAAUUUGGAUUAUAAUGCUUCGUCCAGGAAGAGCAUCUGCAAAACAACAUCAGUGUGCACAGUCUUCUGAACCAACGUGGGAUGUUCUGCGAACGAAAAGCAUAAUCAUUUAUAUAGCAAAAUUCGAUGAAGAUUGUGAUCUUUUUUCGGACUGAGAUAUUACACCGGAUCAUUGUUUUUCAUUUUGCCCUCUUCGUCUUUCAAGGGAUAGGGUGAAGGCUUAGUGUGGAUUUGCAUUGUGUUAUGAAAAUGAGGUUGUAAACCGCUGUGGCUCGUUCUGUCAGAAGGCUGUUGGUGGACUGAAAGGGAAGACUAACACAUUGCGGACAACAAAUCAGUGCCGAUGUAUUCAGCUACACGAUGAAUAACGAUACAUUAUACAUAUUCAGGGGAGUCUGAAUAAUUCAGCCGUGGCAGUUCUGAUCUGAUUGAUGACCAGUUGUUUUGUUGCCAUCAUCAGACAAAGCUUGUGACAAAAGAGGUUGUCACCCCCACAUCACUGACCAUACAGUCAGGUAACCGCAACGCACAGCGUUUUCCUAACGAAUAAACCAAAAUGGCCCUCAACAGAAGUAUCGAACUGGAACACUUCGAGGAACGGGACAAGACGCAUCGCUCUACUCGAGUGUCCACCUCAGGUUCACAGUCCGGGUCCAGGGCAAGCAGUCUGGCUCCGAGCCCGGCCCAUAGCGCCAACUGUAGUUUCUAUCGCACCCGCACAUUGCAGGCGCUUAGUUCGGAGAAGAGAGCCAAGAAAGUUAGGUUUUACCGAAAUGGCGACAGAUAUUUCAAAGGUUUGGUAUAUGCUGUGUCCAACGACCGGUUCCGGUCCUUCGAUGCUCUGCUGAUGGAAUUGACCAGAUCACUGUCGGACAAUCUUACCCUGCCCCAAGGAGUCCGAAACAUAUACACUGUGGAUGGCACGACGAAGAUCACAAGCCUGGAGGAGUUAGUAGAAGGGGAGAGCUACGUGUGCGCCUCCAACGAGGCCUACCGCAAGGUGGACUACACCAAGAACGUCAACCCCAACUGGUCGGUGAACGUGCGGGCAGCGACUGCGCGCUCGCACUCCUCCCACGGCCCGCUGCGGAGCGAGUCGCGCGAGAGCAAGGACUUCAUCAAGCCCAAGCUGGUGACGGUCAUCCGCAGCGGCGUCAAGCCCCGCAAGGCCGUGCGCAUCCUGCUCAACAAGAAGACGGCCCACUCCUUCGAGCAGGUGCUGACCGACAUCACCGACGCCAUCAAGCUCGACUCUGGGGCCGUGAAACGGCUCUACACACUGGAUGGCAAGCAGAUCACCUGUCUGCAGGACUUCUUCGGCGACGACGACGUGUUCGUCGCCUGCGGCCCGGAGAAACACCGCUACGCGCAGGAUGACUUUGUGCUGGAUCACAGCGGUAAGGCUUCCGCAUCCUUCGUGACAGAGUGUAGGGCAAUGAAGUCCUCAAGUGCUCGCUCUGCGGCAGCACCGCGUCCCUCGGGAUCCAGGAGCCCUGCAUCCUCACGCCGUAGCAAAUCCCCGGGAGCAGUGAGAAGAGCAGGACAAUAUUCUGCCAGUUGCUCUCCAGUCCGAUCCCCAGCCAAUGGAACCCCUGUCAGUCAGAUGUCCACACCCAAGUCCACAAAAUCCUCCAGCUCCUCUCCAACCAGCCCUGGCAGUGUGCGCAGCCUCAAGAUCUCUGCUCUUCACAGCUCCGCCUCCAAUGUGAAUGGAGCUGCAGAUCAGAUCGGUGACCUGAGCCUAGAAGUUAAUGGGAACAGAUGCCUGUUAGCCUCGGCCAUCCUGGACAAAUACAAAGUCGGGAAGGUUAUCGGGGACGGAAAUUUCGCCGUUGUGAAGGAAUGCGUCGAGCGGUCCACGGGGAAGGAGUUUGCCCUGAAGAUCAUCGACAAGGCCAAGUGCAGCGGGAAGGAGCACCUGAUUGCGAACGAGGUGGCCGUGCUGCGAAGGGUUAAGCACCCCAACAUCAUCAUGCUCAUCGAGGAGGUGGACACGCCCACCGAGCUCUACCUGGUCAUGGAGCUGGUCAAGGGUGGGGACCUGUUUGAUGCCAUUACCUCCUCUACAAAGUACACUGAGAGGGAUGCCAGUGCCAUGGUGUUCAACCUGGCCGGAGCCCUCAAGUACCUGCAUCACAUGAGCAUCGUCCAUCGUGACAUUAAACCUGAGAACCUGCUGGUGUGUGAGUACCCUGACGGCACCAAGUCUCUGAAGCUGGGGGACUUCGGACUGGCCACCGUGGUGGAGGGGCCACUGUACACGGUUUGCGGGACGCCCACCUACGUCGCCCCCGAGAUCAUUGCUGAAACUGGAUACGGGCUGAAAGUGGACAUCUGGGCGGCUGGGGUCAUCACCUACAUCCUGCUCUGUGGCUUUCCCCCAUUCCGCAGUGAGAAGAACCUUCAGGAAGACCUGUUUGACCAGAUCCUGGUGGGGCGGCUGGAGUUCCCCUCCCCGUACUGGGACAACAUCACUGACUCAGCCAAAGAGCUGAUUGGCCGGAUGCUGCAGGUGAACGUGGAGGCUCGCUAUACAGCGGAAGAUGUGCUCUCCCACCCCUGGGUCACUGACGAUGCUGAGAUGGAGAAUAACCUGAAGGUUGAGAUGACAGGUAAACUGAAGCAGCACUUUAACUCCACACCAAAGCAGAAUAACGCCUCAGCAGGAGUGUCUGUUCUUAUGGUGAGCACUGAGACUAACAACACAGCGUUGCGUAAACACACUGUCACUCUGAUAUUGCACAGCUUCUCACAAACACAGUCUCCCCAACAGCUAACAUCAACAGCUUUGCACAAACACAGUCUCUCCAACAGCUAACAUCAACAGCUUUGCACAAACACAGUCUCUCCAACAGCUAACAUCAACAGCUUUGCACAAACACAGUCUCUCCAAGUAAGAGCUGAUAUCACACAACUUCACACAAACACACAGUCUCUCCGAAAACAUCCUAUACCUUCUCACAAACAUAUUCUUUCUGACAGCUAACAUCCCACAGCCUCUCACAAACUUCCCCAACUAGCAGCAAAAUAAUCCAUCUCCUCCAAUAUUACACGUAACAAAAUUACUUCUCGCAAAUACACACUCUCCCACUAGUAUAAUGUAACACAAUCAGAUGUACACUCACAGAAAUGCUGUGUACGCCGGGGUAUAAUAAUCUUAUAAACAUUAUGCAAUUUACUGAUUGUUUGGUCUGCCCCAUGGCUGAACUCACUCUCUCAACAACAUCUGUCUUAUAACUGUCUCGUGUUCUGUAAUCACCGUGAAUGAAGAAACAUGUUCAGUUUACUGGGGCAGCUGCAUCAAAUAAAGGAAUUUUCCAGAGGGUCUCAAAAACACUGUGGAAGAUGCUAGCAUCUGAUUGCAAAUUCAGUAUUUAUGGUUCCUGGUCCUGACAGUAAUGACAUGGACUGAAUUUGCCAAACUUCAAUACGUAUUUCAUUGCCACGAGAGGACAAAUAUGGUCAUAUAAGCGUGUGACUGUGGAUAUUGGUUUAUGAAUGGACUCUUUUUGCCACCACGGUUGUUUCCUACGAAAUGUUAUCAUCCCUCUAGGGUACAGACAAUUUAUUGAAUGUGCUGCUUCUAUAUAAGACUGAUUCUUUUAAAUACCUCAGGGAUUUCUACUUGCAAAACAACUACUCAGCUGAAUGUGUUCAUUCUAAGAUGGCAUAACCCAUUGUUUCCAGAGAACGAAGGAACAAGGGUUUAUAAAACGAGAUCGGACACCGCUGUAUACCCUCCUGUGUCAGAAUUAAGAUGAAUCCAAUGCGUACUGUGAUUCCUGAAGGCAUGCAGUAAAAAAAAAGGAUAUAUAAUCAUCACUUCCAGGAUUAUUUCAAGACCUGAACCCCACUCCAGUGUGGGUUGGUGAGACACCCCCUCCCUGCUCCCCGACUCAACACAGUCACUCCUGUGUUUCC
This is a messenger RNA of Megalops cyprinoides (Indo-Pacific tarpon), 4072 nucleotides long. RefSeq names its product serine/threonine-protein kinase DCLK2-like. Gene Ontology annotation, cellular component: microtubule cytoskeleton. The transcript has 16 exons. Lineage: Eukaryota; Metazoa; Chordata; Actinopteri; Elopiformes; Megalopidae. Gene Ontology annotation, biological process: intracellular signal transduction; protein phosphorylation. Gene Ontology annotation, molecular function: protein kinase activity; ATP binding. The record is from RefSeq and is a predicted model, not a curated record. The coding region runs from base 708 to 2969 and encodes 753 amino acids.